Molecule: messenger RNA, 2915 nt
Organism: Exserohilum turcica Et28A
Lineage: Eukaryota; Fungi; Ascomycota; Dothideomycetes; Pleosporales; Pleosporaceae
Product: glycosyltransferase family 39 protein
Exons: 5
Coding region: 248-2470 (740 amino acids)
Biological process (GO): protein O-linked glycosylation via mannose
Cellular component (GO): membrane; endoplasmic reticulum
Molecular function (GO): dolichyl-phosphate-mannose-protein mannosyltransferase activity
Source: RefSeq, a predicted model, not a curated record
CCCUCCCUCUCACUCUAGUUCGCCUUUUCUUGUAUGGCCAACGGCCUCUUUUAAUUCAUUACCUUUUCUCGACGCCACUUUGCCCGCCUGCUCACGGCUGCACCGAGCGGUUGCGCAAGCCCCGUGGUACUGCUUAGACAUUUACCACCAAACCCGCCUUGAAGCCACGAAUCCCUUCUUCCUAUCCUGAACGGCUCUGCGACGACAUCUUUAAUCGCCUAGAGAUCGAUCAGCCACCACCACCGCAAUGGCGUCAACGGCCCACACAACGGGUAUUGAUGCACACGCAGAUGAGCUGCGCCGGAGAAAUGUAGCAACGCGCAACGAUGCCACGGCCCCAGCAGGAGCGCGGGCACCCGAGAAGGAAAAGUCCAAAGACAAGCCCUUCAGUGUCCUCUCCUUGAUUGACGAAUACGAGUUCAUCUGGGCGCCUCUGAUCUUCACCUUCUUCGCCUUCUUUACCCGCAUGUACAAGAUUGGCCUCUCACCCAUUGUGACGUGGGAUGAAGCCCAUUUUGGCAAGUUCGGUUCACACUACCUCAAGCGCGAGUUCUAUUUCGAUGUCCACCCCCCGCUCGGCAAAAUGCUCGUCGGUCUCUCUGGAUACCUCGCCGGAUACAAUGGGUCGUUUGAGUUCAAGUCGGGAGAGACGUACCCCCCAGAGCUCAACUACACGUUUAUGCGCCUCUUCAACUCGGCUUUUGGCGCUGUCUGCGUUCCCCUGGCAUACUUUACCGCAAAGGAACUAAACUUCCGCCGCCCGACCGUAUGGUUCGUCACGCUGGCUGUCCUUUGCGAGAACUCGUACACCACGAUUAGCCGCUUCAUUCUUCUCGACUCCAUGCUGCUCUGCUUCACCUUCACAACCGUCUUCUGCUGGUCCAAAUUCCACCGCCAACGCCACGACCCUUUCUCUCCCGAAUGGGGUUUGUGGUUGAUGCUGACUGGUGUCUCCAUCGGAUGCGUUUGCAGCGUCAAGUGGGUUGGUUUCUUUGUCACAGCCCUGGUUGGACUGUACACGGCUGAGGAUCUCUGGAAUAAGUUUGGUGACCUGAAGAUGCCCAAGGCCGAGCUCGCCAUGCACCUUGCUUUCCGAGUUUUCAGUCUUAUUCUCAUUCCGCUCGCUGUUUACAUGUUCUCUUUCUACCUGCACUUUCUCAUCCUUGAGAAUAGCGGACCCGGUGACGCCCAGAUGAGCUCUCUAUUCCAGGCCAACUUGAGGGGAACCCAGGUCGGCAAGGACAGCCCCUUGGAGGUUGCGUACGGCUCUCGUGCAACAUUGAAGAACAUGGGAUACGGAGGUGGGCUGCUCCACUCCCAUGUUCAGACCUACCCCGAGGGCUCUGCACAGCAACAGGUCACUUGCUACCACCACAAGGACUCCAACAACGACUGGUUCUUCUAUCCCAACCGCCACGAAGCUCCCUACCAGCCAGAUGAGGAGCUUCGAUUCCCCGGCAACGGCGACGUCAUUCGUCUGUUACACGCCCAGACAGGUCGUAACCUUCACUCUCACCAGGUCGCAGCUCCUGUGACCAAGAGUGACUGGGAAGUUUCUUGCUACGGUAAUGUGACUGUGGGAGACACCAAGGAUCAUUGGGUUAUUGAAGUUGUUCGUGAUGCCGCUUCGAGGGACUAUUCGAGGAUCCGCACGCUCACGACGGCUUUCCGUCUCAGGCACAAAGAUUUGGGAUGUUAUCUGCGGGCUGGCAACGUCAAUUUGCCUCAGUGGGGUUUCAAGCAAAUCGAGACGACUUGCGUCAAGGCGAACAACCCCAGCGACGUAUACACACACUGGAACAUUGAGAGUCACACCAACGAGAGGCUGCCGCCCGGCAAUCCUGGCGACUACAAGUCACCUUUUCUCCAGGACUUUAUCCAUCUCAACGUUGCCAUGAUGACGUCUAACAACGCGCUCGUUCCCGACCCUGACAAGCAAGACGAUCUCGCCUCUAGCUUCUGGCAAUGGCCCAUUCUCCAUGUGGGUCUCCGCAUGUGCGGCUGGAAUGAUGACAUUGUCAAAUACUUCUUGCUUGGCAACCCCUUGGUCUACUGGGGCAGUACAGCAUCUCUAGGCAUCUUUGGACUCAUUGUGCUAUUCUAUCUGGUGCGCUGGCAACGUGGAUAUGACGACCUCAAGCAGUCUGAGAUUGACCAGAUCCACUAUGCCGGUCUGUACCCGGUUAUUGGAUGGUUCUUGCACUACGUGCCUUUUGUCGCCAUGGGCCGUGUGACGUAUGUGCACCACUACUACCCUGCGCUGUGGUUUGCCAUUCUCGUUAUGGGCUUCUGCCUGGACUUCGUGACGAGGAAGCUGAACAAGCAGAUUCAGUGGGGCAUCUUUGGAGUGCUGUACCUGGCUGUGAUUGUUCUGUACUGGCUAUUCCGCGCCAUUUCGUUUGGAAUGGUUGGACCCAGCAGCCAAUGGAAGCACCUCAAGUGGCUCGAGAGCUGGAGGAUCACCGACUAAACGUCGGUUUAAGUUUGGCCUCUUUUUUCUCCUUGGCCAGAACGGAUAUAGGGCAGGACAGAACUCGUGGAUGGAUAGGUGGAUGGGUGAUGAGGGAGCAACGGUUAAGCAACCUGUACAACAACAACCACACUACUACAACGUGUUUUCUUUUGUGAGCAACUGGACCUGGGGGUUUCCUCUUUGUUCUGUUUCUUUGGUUCUCUUUCGUAUCAUCUUAUUAGCUGGUGUCUUGUUCCUGCAAUUGUGGUUACUGGCAAAAAUAGCCAGAGAAACACAACGGGGGAGCUAGAUAUCUACACCGGACCGACGCAUGACAUGGAGGGGUGGUGUUUGGGGACAGCUAGCAUCAAAAGGGUGCUUUAUGUAGGGAUGGGUAGGGCCAUGUAGAGGCAUUAAUAUCUGUCUUUCUUUCUGGUUCGUUUGAUAGAGGUACUAGACAUAC